UAGGGCACGUAAGCCCAACGUUUAGAAGUAGUGUUCAGGGAUUUAUCAACUGACUGGACACAUGGCAACUCUUAACGUGUCCUUUGUGGUACAUCUUCUGUGUAUAAUUGUUUUUUACCCGGUUGUGUAUGCUAAAUGCAGUGACCGAAAAGUGCAAAUAUAUUAUCUUUCUCAAACUCGCCAGACCCUCAAUGAUCUUGCCGAGGAGAGGUUACCAAGAGGCUGUAUCCCAGAAGCUGAAAGGUUAAGGGUCCAACGUCCAACGCUUCCAAUAGAGGAGGGGGAAAAGGCUUGGACACUGAGACUUGCGUUUCAACUAGCCAGCCAGCUCUUCCAACAAAACCUAACUCUUGUGAAAUGGAAUUCCGUCAAACUCAGGGACCUUCAAGACCUUCUUGCUCGACAAAAUAUGACCUAUUCGGAAUGUGUGAGAGACAUGAGUGUGCAUCUAAACCUUCCAAUUAAGAACUACUUCAAAGAGCUGGAAGACUUUCUUUUACAUGAGCGUUUCAGCGCGUGCUCAUGGGAGGUCGUGAGAGCUGAAAUGGGGAGCAUCAUUUUAAAAGCAAUCAAAAAUGCCAAGAAAUACGUGUGAGAGUAGCAUUACUUUUAGUUCAAAUCUGCAUUAAAAUGUAAUUUUGUUUAAUAUAUUAAGUGUGCCACGGUAACCUUUAUAUAUUUAUGUUAUUUAUCCGUUUUUGCAAAGAAUUGCCAUGUACACUAUAAUAUUUAAAUAAAAAGACAAACACGCUUUAUAUUGGGAUAAAUUGUGCUAGCAUUUUUGUAAAAUUGGGUGGUGUGAUGCAACUUUUUCGUUGAAAUGUCAUCCUAAAUAAUAUAAAAAGAUGUCAAAAUAAAAAUAUUCCUCCUGACAA
Messenger RNA from Oncorhynchus nerka (sockeye salmon), 875 nucleotides. RefSeq names its product interferon epsilon-like. The record is from RefSeq and is a predicted model, not a curated record. Gene Ontology annotation, cellular component: extracellular region. The transcript is spliced from 5 exons. Bases 62 to 595 code for a protein of 177 amino acids. Gene Ontology annotation, molecular function: cytokine receptor binding. Lineage: Eukaryota; Metazoa; Chordata; Actinopteri; Salmoniformes; Salmonidae. Gene Ontology annotation, biological process: defense response.